UCAGAUUUGCGGGCCACACGCGACUCGAGCGCCUGCAUCUACAAAACUGUGCUCAAGCGACACUGUAGUUCGCCAUGGUCCCCGACGCUGAUGCCGGGAUGAGGCAAGAAGAUGCAGCCAGGGCCAGGAAUAUGGCGGCGUGCGUGGUUGCUCGGACGGAGCAUUGCCGCAUGGGUACACUGACACUCUACCUUGCACGCACAGUGAGGCAUGCUCGAGCGGCCUCUAGGUAAUUUGACCUCGUUAAUUACGAGACGAGCGGGGCAGCCUAUUUAUACACACGCUGCGCCUCUGCUGAUCUGCUCCGGGGUCCCCCGAUCUGGGAAGGCAUCUUUGUUGUCGCGCGGCGCGGCGGCCAUGAACAUGAAGCCGCCGCCGCACGGGCACGGCGCGUCGACCCUGUUGGCGCUGCUCUCCCUCUCGCUGCUCCUGCUGCGCCUGCUCCUCCGCCUCCGCUUCGCCGCCUUCCGCGACGCCGCGCUCUCGCUCCACCUCCUGGCCCGGGUCCGCCUCCGCCCCGUCCUGCUCCGCCUCCCCGGCGCCACCACGCUCCGCGUCUGGUGCCCGGCCUCGCCGUCCCGCAAGCCGCCGCUGCUCCUGCUGCACGGCUUCGGCGGGGACGCCAAGUGGACGUGGGCGCGCAAUCUCCCGCGCCUGUCGCGCCACUUCCACGUCUACGCCCCGGACCUCGUCUUCUUCGGCGCGCACUCCCGCUCCGCCUCGCCGCUCCGCUCCGUGGCGUUCCAGGCGCGCUGCGCCUCCGACGCCAUGCGCCUCCUCGGCGUGCCCCGCUACGACGUCGCCGGGAUCAGCUACGGCGGCUUCGUCGCGUACCGGAUGGCCGCCGCCGAGGCCAGGGGCGCCGUCGGCAGGGUCGUGGUCAUGACCAGCGGCGUCGCGGCCACGCCGGGGGAGAUGCGGGAGAUGGCCGCGCGGGAGGAGCGCACCGUCGAGGAGGCGCUGCUCCCGGAGACCGCCGAGGGGCUGCGCUUGCUCGUGCGGCGCUCCAUGCACCGCCCGCCGCCGUGGAUGCCGGACUUCGUCCUUGACGACUUCAUCAAGCUCAUGUGCGUGGAUCAGAGGAAGGAGAGGGCGGAGUUGCUGCUGGAACUGCUCAAGAAUGGAGCUGGCUUCGAUCCCCUCCCGGUUCUUACCCAGGAAACACUGAUCAUCUGGGGAGACAAGGACCAGGUGUUCCCCGUCGACCUCGGCCACCGGCUGCAAAGGCAUCUGGGAGGCAAUUCCAGGCUGGAGAUCGUCAAGGACGCAGGGCACGCGCUGCAGCUGGAGGGGGCCGAGCAUGUCAACAACUUCAUCAAGUCGUUCCUCCUGGACGAACGGCGAAUUGGGCCGGGCGUCGCCGUGGCCCAGAAGUAAGGCCUUUUCCUUCUUCUUCUUCUUCUUCUUCAAUUCGGAGAGGCCCAGCAGAAGCAAGGCCUGCUUCAACGAGCUCUUCCAACGCACACUACCACCAAUGGUGGAUUGGUGUCUCUCCACCACAUGCCGGAAAAUAAGGCUCGCAUCGUAUGAUCCGGAGCCCCGGACAGAAAUGUAACUGUAAUUAAAAAAAUGUAGCAGAGCAUCUAUGAUCUGCUUCGACAAACCCGCAAUCAUGCAAUGUGGGAGCUCGAAGGAAUUGUAGCAUGAUGUCUGAACUUCUGUGGCUGAAAUUCAGAGGGCUCUGUUUGCGGGGGUGCCCUGAUGCUCACAGUCUGUCCCUGUCUUUUCCUCUGGCUCAAGUGCGAGCCAUACUACUGAACUGUCCGCCCUUUUGACUUUAUGUGCGAAAUGUAUUCUUGCGAUGCUGACA
This is a messenger RNA of Panicum virgatum (switchgrass), 1810 nucleotides long. RefSeq names its product 2-hydroxy-6-oxononadienedioate/2-hydroxy-6-oxononatrienedioate hydrolase-like. The transcript is spliced from 4 exons. The coding region runs from base 211 to 1377 and encodes 388 amino acids. The record is from RefSeq and is a predicted model, not a curated record. NCBI's taxonomy places the organism in Eukaryota, Viridiplantae, Streptophyta, Magnoliopsida, Poales, Poaceae.